This is a messenger RNA of Siniperca chuatsi (mandarin fish), 6875 nucleotides long. RefSeq names its product c-Maf inducing protein. Lineage: Eukaryota; Metazoa; Chordata; Actinopteri; Centrarchiformes; Sinipercidae. Gene Ontology annotation, cellular component: cytosol; nucleoplasm. The record is from RefSeq and is a predicted model, not a curated record. Bases 604 to 3048 code for a protein of 814 amino acids. The transcript has 21 exons.
CUCCUUUACACCAAGAUAGGGGGAAAAGACUGAAUAAAAGGAAACCGUGCCAGUGAGCUUGUAAUGACCAGAAAACCCUGCGGAAGAGCCCAGAGCUGCCGCCAUUGGAUAUUCUGCCCGUUUUCUUAUUAUUCCCAUGCGUUCCUCGCUGUGGAUUAUUGUGUUUGGCACCGGGGCGGACGGAAUGGAUAAGGCCAUGGCCCUAACAUAUUGAAUAGCUCGCUGGUGGUGGGGGGGGGAGGCGAGACGCGCACCGUGGAGACAAUUCAUGGGGCAUUGUGCGGGGAGGAAAAUGGUGGAUUAUUUACACUGUAUCACAAAAACCUUCCCCCGUCUGGAUCUCCUACCAUAAGACACUGUUUGCUGGCAUUUCUGCGCCUGCCUUAGCCGUGUCUAUAGUAACUGAGGUCGUGUUAUAGCGGUUGGUAGGUAGGUACCCCCCCUCCCCCCUCCCCCCUCCCCACUCCAGCUCGAUCCGAACGACCUUAUCCAUUUUUUAUUUUUCAUAUACAUGUAGGAUCUUGUGUCGUUGGUUGCGAGGCGUUCACUCUCCCAUCCCUGAGAGUAACAUUUGGAAACAAUAAACUGUUGGAUUACCUAACUAUGGAUUUCAACAGCGGCAGCGGCGGCGGGGGCAACGAGCUGCACAACAACCAGUUUUAUCAGUGCGAGGAGAACAAGCCUCUGCUGGGGGAGAUGUCGGAGGGGAAUAAUAACACCAAGCUGGGCGCAGGGCCGUGCAAGAGGUCCCUGCACCACUGCAGCAGCAGCGGGAUGCGAUACAAGCUGCUCCACGAGGGGGACAUCCAGGUGUGCGUGGUCAAACACCCCCGCACCUUCCUCAGCAAGAUCCUCACCUCCAAGUUCCUGCGGAGAUGGGAGCCGCACCACCUCACGCUCACAGACAGCAGCCUGAUCUCGGCCACCCCCACCGGUUACAUGGAGACAUCAUUGUCCUACAGCUCCAUAGAGGACCUGCAGCUCCUCUCAUGGGACAAUGCUCCAAAGUACUGUGUCCAGCUCAGCUUCCCUGGUGGCACCGUCCUGCUGCAGGCUGCAAACAGCUACUUAAGGGACCAAUGGUUUCACUCACUGCAGUGGAAGAAAAAGAUCUACAAAUACCGCAAGGUCCUGAACAAUCCGAGCCGCUGGGAUGUGGUGCUGAAGGAGAUCAGAGCGCUGGUGGACAUGGCUCUGACCUCACCGCUGCAGGACGAGUCCAUCCACCAGGCUCCACUGCACAUCAUCUCCACCCUGCUGGCUGAGAACUCUAAUCUCAGCACUCAGGAUCAUGAGAACAUCAUAGUGGCCAUUGCUCCUCUUCUGGAAAACAACCACCCACCACCUGACCUGUGUGAGUUCUUCUGUAAGCACUGUCGGGAGCGGCCACGGUCGAUGGUCGUGAUUGAAGUGUUCACUCCUGUGGUCCAGAGAAUCCUCAAACAUAACAUGGAUUUUGGAAAGUGCCCUCGACUGCGUCUCUUCACUCAGGAGUAUAUCCUGGCUCUCAACGAGCUGAAUGCUGGGAUGGAGGUCGUGAAGAAGUUUGUCCACAGCAUGCACGGGCCAACAGGGCAGUGCCCUCACCCACGUGUCCUGCCAAACCUGGUGGCAGUGUGUCUCGCUGCGAUUUAUUCCUGUUAUGAGGAGUUCAUCAACAGUCGGGACAACUCCCCCAGCCUGAAGGAGAUCAGAAACGGCUGCCAGCAGCAGAACGACCGCAAGCCCCCGAUGCCGCUCCGCCUGCUGCGCCCCGAGCCUCCUACGCCGCCUCCUACCACCAUCCUCCCCCUCUCCGCCAACCCCAGUACCCCUCAGCCCCCUCUCCCCGCCCCCUCAAACCCCACCCCAUCCAUUCCCAUCUCCUCCCCAACGCCCUCCCUGCCCCUCUCCCCUCCUCCCUCCGUUGUCAACUCCAGCGAGAUCCUGGUGGAGCUGGAGCGAAACAACAACUCGGCCAACGCCAGGCGGAAGGGCGGACCAUCGGGGGGUGACAGCGAACCCAACCUCAUCGACUGUCUGCUGGUCAGCCCGGCCGUCAACACUCUGUCCAUCCAGCUGCCAGCACAGGCCGACCGAGUGCUGGGCUGCUUCGCUCUCAUCCUCAAGAUGCUGUCGGACUAUGAUGACUGGAGACCUGCUCUGGCCAGCCUGCUGCAGCCCAUCCCCUUCCCUAAAGAGGCCCUUGCACAUGCCAAAUUCACAAAGGAACUGAAAUAUGUUAUUCAGAGGUUUGCGGAGGACCCGAGGCAGGAGGUCCAUUCCUGCCUACUCAGUGUGCGUUCAGGUAAAGAUGGCUGGUUCCAGCUCUACAGUCCAGGAGGUGUUGCUUGUGAUGAUGAUGGAGAGCUGUUUGCCAGUAUGGUUCAUAUCUUGAUGGGCUCCUGCUAUAAGACCAAGAAGUUCCUGCUCUCUCUGGCUGAAAACAAGCUGGGUCCCUGCAUGCUGCUGGCCCUACGUGGAAACCAGACCAUGGUGGAGAUCCUGUGUCUGAUGCUGGAGUACAACAUCAUUGAGAACAAAGACACUCAGCUGCAGAUCAUCUCCACCCUGGAGAGCACCCAGGUGGGCCUCCGCAUGUACGAGCAGCUCUGCGACCGACAGAGAGAGCUCAAAGAACUGCAAAGGAAAGGAGGCCCCACCCGGCUGACUCUGCCCUCAAAGUCCACGGAUGCGGACCUGGCCCGCCUGUUGAGUUCAGGUUCUUUUGGGAACUUGGAGAACCUGAGCCUGGCCUUCACCAACGUCACCAGUGCCUGUGCCGAGCAGCUCAUCAAGCUGCCUUCACUCAAACAGCUCAACCUCUGGUCCACACAGUUUGGGGAUGCAGGGUUGAGGUUGUUAUCUGAGCAUCUGGCCUGUCUUCAGGUUUUGAACCUGUGUGAGACUCCUGUCACUGAUGCUGGUCUGCUGGCUCUCAGUUCCAUGAAGAGCCUGUGCAGUCUGAAUAUGAACAGCACCAAGCUCACAGCUGACACAUAUGAGGACCUCAAGGCCAAACUUCCCAACCUGAAAGACGUGGAUGUUCGGUACACAGAGGCCUGGUGAUCAACCAUGCUCACAUACCCCUCAUACACAACCAGACACACACAUAAACAUAUGCACACACUGCACACAGGCUCAGAUACAUAACAUGAAAAUUGUGUGGUGAUGUCAUCUCCAUCGUCGCCAUCAUUAGACCAGGAACUCCUGACAUCACCCCAGCGUGAGGAUCACCUGAGGUCACUAGAACGUCACUGACACUUUUACGUCAGAGGAGGAGCCUUCAUCAGCUUCUGACGUCAUCACUAACCCCUGUAGUGACGCCAUGACCAGGAAAGAACUGUCUACUCUGCUUCAGCAUCACUUUUUUCUAAAUGAGAAAUCUUUAUGGACCUCGCUGCUUCCCUUACUUCUGUCACAGAUGUUCCAAGGACCUUGUUUUUACAGACAUGAGGGCAUCAGAGGACAUGCAAGGACCCACUAUGUUGUGACAUAAGGGACCCUUUUCUCUCUCUCUUUAUCCUUUGCCCUGUCUUUCAUAUAUGAUCUCUGUUUUCAUAUUAAGUCCUUAAGUCCAGCUCCCCAGCCGUUGCCCUCCCACCUCAGUGUGUCUGUGUCAUGAGGAAAACCUGAAUCAAACCCUCUCCCCUCAGAGCCUUCCUCUCUUUUUCUCUUGUGCAAUGAAGGCUGGAUACUGCAGCUCACAUUCCAGUUCUUCUCUGAUCUGAUCCACAAUGUAGCUCUCCAAACAGACAUGUUGAACUGUUAAUUACUUCAGUCCUCACUCUCGUGCUCUUUGGCUUCAGUUUUCAGGUUCAAAUUCCAGUCUUUUCAAGUCUUUCAUUGGGAAAAUGAGGUGCUACCUCUGAGAAAAGGAAGAGUUGCAAGACUGUGCCUAUUCCUCAUACACGACACGUUCACACACAAAAAGGAAAAAAAAAAGGUUUUUAUCAACUUGAAUGAACAUAUUUUUCCAAACAUCUGUGCUUUCAUAUAUUGUGUGUUUCUAUAUAAAACAUAUAUAUGAAGAUAAGCCCCAGUGAUGACAUUUCAGAAACAUUUCGGGAGCUCUGCAGGAAAGUUAAACAACGAUGGCAACAUUUGUUUGUUUUUCAUUUGUUUUCAGUGUAUAUGCUGAUGAUCUCCCAUUACUAUUUAAUAGGACAGUUGUGUAGCAGUAGUUGGGCGGUCUGGGACUGCCUAAUAUUUAUAAGUUGUGUCUUUAAAGCCUCCUUUACUCUGUCUCUCCUGGAUUUUGUCCUGGCAGUAAUGAAGUACACAGGUCCUGUUGUCAUUUUUUGCAACAUAUAACACAAGAAGCCAACCAAGAGGGUGCCCAUACAUGGAUCACUCUGUACCAUGCCAUGGUGGUAAUGUAGACCUGUAAAGUGGAUUGCGGUAAUUCUAAAGUGGACCCAUAAACAAGACCCAUCACCAGCUGAGAGUUGUAUAUUUUCAUAUCCUGUGCUAUUUUUUGGCUCUGUUUGAGACGGUUUUGAAAAGAAGAAAAGACACUUGCCAAACAUCUGUAUCGACUUUACUUUUAGUUUUGUGCACUUGUUUCAUCAGGCCCACCUGAGCGUGGUUUCUAUACUGAUUGAUGUAUCAAGUGGAACCUGUCCUGUGGAGAGACCCUGACACUGUUUGGGUUCACGUCUCUGGCCCCCACCUGCAGAGGUCAGAGUGAAGAGUGGCAGUGCCUCUAGUGGAGCUGUGGAUGAGUUGCCUAUUGUCAUCUUUUUAUCUGUCACACCACCUGUUUUGAAUUGUUCUGCUGUAUUUAUAUUAUGCCAUAAUACAUGGGUGACAUUUUUAGGCUUUAUGGAUGAAUAAUUCUCAUCAGAGGAUGGGACAAAAUUAGUGUACAUAUUCUAUCACAAUGGGCUACAAGGGACAAAAGGUUGGAAAAAGGCACCUUUCAGCCAUAUUUGCCUGUCUACAUUCCCUCAAAAUGUUGCCUGUUUAUUGUGUCAACAUUUCAUAUGAUGAGGUAACUGCCCUGAAAACUAUUUUUCCUCUCUGUCUAGACGUGAUUUGGGUUGCUUUGUCUUGUGUCAGUCGCCCUAGAAAACACAAGACAAGUCAGAUUUCCACCCUUUCCAGUCAGCCUCACUCUGACUGCAUCCAUCCAUUUUAUUUAUUCAUUUCGACCUCCAGAAUGCUCCGAAUGUUUGUUGAAUCAAGGCAGAAGCUGCAGCAGAGGACAGGAUACCGUCCACUAUGAGAUGCUUUGUUUUCUAUUUAUUGGGUGCCAUGGCAGUUUCCUGUUUGGCCUGUAGACUCGGUUUGUGUAUGGCCCUCUUUGGGUCUGGCUUUAGGACCUUGUGCUCUCUUUCAUAUCCUGUAUGAUGUAUAUACGAGUGUAUAUAGUCAUCUCCUCCCUUUCUCUCUUUGAACCCCUUUUUUUCUUCAUCUUUUCUGUAUUUCUCUCGGCCUGCCUUCAUCGGCAGGCUGGUGUUGCCUUCAUCUUAAUGUGUGUGUGGUUGUUUUUUUUCACACAAAGUGCACUAUAAUAUAACAAAUUCUGUUUUCAUAAUAUCUUUUAAGUUUCCAACGUCUUUGAUUUGAUCACUUUAAUCAAACAUUUGUUUCCAGUGUUCUUGUUUUUUUGCAUGUACAUGUUGCUGCAUCAUCUGAUAUUUUUAUUUUGUCAUUUAGUUUUAUAAAAGGUUUGAAAUAUGAUAAAGGGUCUGAUCACUAUCUCACUGAGGUUAGGGACUGAAAUGGAGAGAUCCCAUCUAACUAUUUUCUGAUUGGUUGUUGCCAGGAUCUACCCUUGACAGAUAUUGGUCGAGGCAGUUUGGGUUUGAUUGAUAUUGAUUUUUUAAAAAGACAAUACCAAUACUAGUACUUUUGGACUGAAGCGGCCCCUAGCUCAGAUUUAAGUUUGACUAUUUUCAUAUCAAAAAUGCAAAUAUUUCUUGUUUCCCCAAGAAUUUUGUUCUAAUCCUGAUAGAUAAUAAUAAAAAGUAUCUCUGCUGGUUGCCUGGCAACCUCACAGUGAUGACAAGACUCCAGGAAGUCACUGUGCCCAGCCAAGGAAUAGUCCGGCACAUACACCCCAAUGUGUUGUUUUCACGCUUCAGUUUUUUUGUGAGGUGCUGGUUCGAUUUUGUUACCUUUGGACAGAACCACGUUUUCAGUCUUUAUGCUAAGCUAAGCUAACUCACUGUUGGCUGUAGCUUCAUACUUAAAGUAAAGACAUGAGACAUUUCCCAAAAUGUCGAACUAUUCCUUUAAAGAAGUGGGCAGUCUUUGGGAAAUCCUGUCACUAAACUAAUCAAAAAAUUUUUAGGCCAUUAUGAGCUGCCGCUUGUCCAAACUGUGAGCCUGGGGGCCAGCAUGUUGAGGUUAUAAUGGAAGGUUUUUGUAUUACUGUAGAACAUGUAAUGGUUGAAUAGAAACGCCUCUUCUGUUCUGUCAUGUCUCCGUAUCCUGUGGAGCUCACUGUGCUUUGCUUCCUUUGCCAUCCUGAUUCCUCCCUCUUGUCUAUUCGCUCCCUGAUGUUUUUUAUUCUACACAUACUGUAAAGAGUUUCUACCAUGUCUAAGUUGUGUACAGCUGUGCUUGAGUCUUAACAGUUGUUAUGGAAGGAACAGAGUCAGAUGCAGCACAGCCUGACAAAUCUGACAGACUGAAAAAAACUACUCUUUUUCCCAUAAUUCCUUGUAGUAAAAUCUUUUUUGGCAGCUGGAAAAGGGGCGCCCAUUCUGUUUCUUUCUCUUUUUCAGUCUUUCUCUGCGUUGAUCUGCUUCUCCUGCUGGGUUAUUAUUAUUGCUGCUGCUGCUCUGUGGCUGUUGUAAUAAAAAUACAAAAGAUCUUCAACAGGAAAAAUAACAACUAUGAUGUGAAAUAAUUUCAAUCAAAAAUAAAUUGUCUGUGAAUAUGUUUCA